Molecule: messenger RNA, 1991 nt
Organism: Gymnodraco acuticeps
Lineage: Eukaryota; Metazoa; Chordata; Actinopteri; Perciformes; Bathydraconidae
Gene: hnf4g
Product: hepatocyte nuclear factor 4, gamma
Exons: 11
Coding region: 95-1444 (449 amino acids)
Biological process (GO): regulation of transcription by RNA polymerase II; anatomical structure development; cell differentiation
Cellular component (GO): nucleus
Molecular function (GO): nuclear receptor activity; zinc ion binding; RNA polymerase II cis-regulatory region sequence-specific DNA binding
Source: RefSeq, a predicted model, not a curated record
UAUCAUGUCUGUAGGAAUUAGAUGGACUAGCAGAAAGAGAGACUAUAGAGUGGUCUGAGAAGACAAGAAGAAGAAGAAAGGGUGGAGAACAGUAAUGAAGUAUCCGUCCGUUCCUCAGAGUAAAUCUCUGUUAGAUAUGGAAGUAGCAAACUAUUGUGAAGGCCUGGAUCCCUCAUACAGCACCCUGGGCUUUGAGAAUGCAGAGGUGCUCUGUGGAGGAGGAGACAGCAUGCCGACUGAGCCCAACCUGCCAGACGGGGUGAGCAGUAACUGUGCCAUCUGUGGAGACAAAGCCACGGGGAAACACUACGGAGCCUCCAGCUGUGACGGAUGUAAGGGCUUCUUCAGACGCUCCAUACGCAAGAGCCACGUCUACACCUGCAGGUUCAGCAGGCAGUGCAUUGUGGAUAAAGAUAAGAGGAACCAGUGUCGUUUCUGCAGACUCAACAAAUGCUUCAGGGCUGGCAUGAAGAAAGAAGCUGUACAGAACGAGAGAGAUCGGAUCAGCUCCAGAAGAAGUAUCCCUGACUCCCAAGACUUGCCCCCCAUUACUAUUUUGGCUCAAGCUGAAUCACUGGCCCAACAGGUCAUUGCUCCAGUCGGAUUAACAGACAUCUCGGAGCAGAAGUCGGCCACUGUGGGAGAUGUGUGUGAUUCAAUGAGACAACAGCUGUUAGUGUUGGUGGAGUGGGCCAAGUACAUUCCUGCAUUUGGAGAACUGCCACUGGAUGACCAGGUGAGUUUGCUCAGGGCUCAUGCAGGUGAGCACCUUUUGCUCGGGGUCGCUAAAAGGUCAAUGCCAUUCAAGGACUUCCUGCUUUUAGGAAGUGGCUGUGUGAUCCACAGGAACAGUCCUGAGCAGGAGAUGUUUAAGGUUGCUAACCGAGUGCUGGGUGAGCUGGUGCAUCCCUUUCAGGAUAUUCAAAUAGACGAUAACGAGUAUGCAGCGCUCAAGGCUAUCGUCUUCUUUGACCCAGAUGCAAAGUCUUUGAGGGACCCGUCGAAGAUCAAGGCCAUCCGUCUGCAGGUUCAGAUGAGUCUGGAGGACUACAUUAAUGACCGUCAGUAUGACUCCAGGGGUCGUUUUGGAGAGCUGCUGCUCCUGCUGCCCACCCUGCAGAGCAUCACCUGGCAGAUGAUCGAACAGCUCCAGUUCAUUAAGCUCUGCGGCCUGGCCAAGAUAGACAACCUGCUGCACGAGAUGCUGCUGGGAGGCCUCACGUCGGAGCCCACACACCUGCACCACUCGACACACACCCAGCUGGCACAGGACCCUCUGACUGGACACACACUGGUCAUCAGCACCAUGCCUGUCACUCACAGUCCACAUAUUGCCUCUCCUGACACUCCCAUCCCAUCACCCAGCCCCCCAGAGAAGUACAAACACUUCCCCCAGCCCCUCUGUCCUCCAGCCAGCCCCUCACCCUCACAGACAGAUCUCUGACCUGCACUCUGUCAGAGAGCGUGACACGGGCACGGUGUCCUCUAAACAUGCGUGGUCAUGGUGUAAAGAUUAGGAAACCUCCCUGUUCCGUGGUUAGACUUUACCCUGCCUCUCCCCCUUGUGACUCCUGCUCAUGUUGCAACAACUACUCAGAUGUAAUAAAAGCUACAAUUACUUAAAUAUCUCACUUUCCGGUGCAUACUGCUGGUUACCUAAACAAAUACAACAGUAUCUCUGUUUUUACAACUAGAUAUUCUUCUUUUAAAAACCUCAAAUGUUUUUGAUUGUUUGCUUGACUAAUGUUCUGCUUUAUUAGGCACAUAUUUGCAGAGAAAUGGCCCCUGGGCACAUAUGUUUCUUUAGGUCUAUCACUACUGCAAAGACUGCAACGGCGAGUUCUGACAAAGAGUAAAAGUACAAGUACUAGCUUAAAAAAACUGCAAUGAAAAAAAUAAUAAUCAAGGCUUGCUGUCAACAAAUCCCUCCUGCCAUCAAAUACAAAUGGAAUGUUUUGUUUUAUAUACAUUAUGAAUUAAUGUAUACAUCA